Molecule: messenger RNA, 2338 nt
Organism: Chenopodium quinoa (quinoa)
Lineage: Eukaryota; Viridiplantae; Streptophyta; Magnoliopsida; Caryophyllales; Amaranthaceae
Product: tubulin beta-3 chain-like
Exons: 3
Coding region: 705-2030 (441 amino acids)
Biological process (GO): mitotic cell cycle; microtubule cytoskeleton organization
Cellular component (GO): microtubule; cytoplasm
Molecular function (GO): GTPase activity; GTP binding; structural constituent of cytoskeleton
Source: RefSeq, a predicted model, not a curated record
UUGAAUUCCAUUUCUUUUCAUUGAAUCUAUAGUGGUAAAAUUCAUGAUAUAAAAUAUUGACAAGUUAUGUAUGAUUGAUAUGGCGUCAUGUCAUUGUCAAUAUAAAAGUCCACAUGCCACUAUUUUACAAAAUGCAACUCUUAAAGCUAGAGGUGGGUGAUACCAUGUCUCUAAAUGAAUGAUGUAAAUGACUCUUGACGUUCCACCAAGAAGUGUUACAAUCAAAAUCAAAUAAUGGUUACCUACUAUGUAUAUAUAAUCAAACUCUGAUUAUAUACCAGUUAAUUCAAAUAGUGCUAUAAAAAUAAGGAUAUAAAACAUCGUAAUUAGUAAAGUAUCGUAUCUCUCGAUUUAAGGAAACAAAACAAACCUUUAUUUAAGCAUUGAUAUGAAAUAUAUUAAUUAUAGUACAACUAUUAAUUUGCAUGUUACAUGUUACAAAAAAUAAUAGACAAAAACAGAGCAAAGGCUAAAUGUUCGGAGAUCAAUGAGUUGUAUUACUCCAAAAUCUCUCGCAUAUUUUGUCAUUUGACAUGGCCUUCUAACAUGCUCACAUGAAAUUGAUAUCUUUGUCAUUUUUUUUCCACCCUACAAAACUCCCAACUUUCAAGCACUUUUAUUUCCAUCAAAACUUCAUUUUUUGCCCACAUUUUUAUUCAUUGUAACACCCUCUCCUUAUUCUAAAACAUCAUCCUAAUAACAUUAUGAGAGAAAUCCUCCACAUCCAAGCCGGGCAAUGUGGUAACCAAAUCGGCGCGCAGUUUUGGGAGGUGGUUUGUAAUGAGCACGGUAUUGAUACAACCGGGCUAUACAUUGGUGAUUCUCCACUCCAAGUUGAACGAUCCGAUGUUUAUUUUAAUGAGGUGAGAGGUGGACGAUAUGUUCCUAGGGCGAUCAUGAUAGACCUCGAGCCAGGCACCAUGGACUCCCUUAAAUCUAGUCCUUAUGGACAGAUUUUUAGGCCUGAUAACUUUGUUUUCGCGCAAAAUGGUGCUGGGAAUAACUGGGCUAAGGGUCAUUACACCGAAGGUGCUGAAUUAAUCGAUACUGUCCUUGAUGUUGUUCGUAAAGAAACCGAGAAUUCUGAUUCUUUACAAGGAUUCCAGUUAUGCCAUUCUUUGGGAGGAGGAACUGGAUCAGGGAUGGGAACGCUGCUAAUAUCGAAGAUUAAAGAGGAGUAUCCUGAUCGUAUGCUGAUGACCUUCUCUGUGUUUCCAUCUCCAAAGGUGUCAGACACGGUGGUGGAGCCUUACAAUGCCACGCUUUCUGUACACCAGCUUGUAGAGAAUGCUGAUGAGUGCAUGGUACUUGACAAUGAAGCCCUCUAUGACAUUUGCUUCCGCACUCUCAAACUCUCCAACCCUCGAUUUGGCGACCUGAAUCACCUGAUCUCAGCAACAAUGAGUGGCAUAACAUGCUGCCUGCGAUUUCCUGGUCAACUGAACUCCGACCUUAGAAAGCUUGCAGUGAACCUGAUACCCUUCCCUCGUCUCCACUUCUUCAUGGUCGGAUUUGCACCCUUGACCUCCAUCAACUCUCGGCAGUACACAACCCUGUCCAUCCCCGAGCUCACCCAACAAAUGUGGGAUUCCAAGAACAUGAUGUGUGCAGCAGACCCACGUCAUGGGCGAUACCUCACUGCAUCAGCAAUGUUCCGAGGGAAGAUGAGCACAAAAGAAGUUGACCAGCAAAUGACCAAUGUUCAGAGCAAGAAUUCAUCCUACUUUGUAGAGUGGAUCCCCAACAACGUGAAGUCUAGUGUCUGUGACAUCCCACCAACAGGGCUUGCUAUGUCUUCGACUUUCAUAGGGAACUCAACCUCCAUUCAAGAGAUGUUCCGAAGGGUAUCAGAGCAGUUUACCGUCAUGUUUAGGAGGAAGGCUUUCUUGCAUUGGUACACCGGCGAAGGCAUGGAUGAGAUGGAGUUCACUGAGGCUGAGAGUAAUAUGAAUGAUUUGGUGUCUGAAUAUCAGCAGUAUCAGGAAGCUGGAGUGGAGUAUGAGGAAGAAUAUGAAGAGGAGGAUGCUUGAAAAUUAGCCAAAAAAUUAAUUUGAGAGGAUUCCUUUUUACAUUAAGGAAGAGAAAUGAAUAGAAUUUAAUCUCUUUCAAUUUCAAAAGGUGGCAAGAGGGGGAAUUCUUUUUUUGUACAAGGAACUUAUUCAUUUUAUUCUCUUAUUUGGAUGAAACUAAUUUAAUUUUUAUAAUACACAAUAAGGUUUAAAUCCAAGAAUAGUAUAUAUAAUACUUUCUGAAAGGGAAAUUGAAGUGAAAUAUAUUGAAAAAAAAAAAUGAAUUUCAAGGAAAGGUACUACCACUAAGCCCAAUGUACAAGGCGCAA